AGGGCGAGGCGCGGGCGCGAUUGGCCGCGCGGGCGGGGGCGGGGCCUGGCCCGAGAGCGGCGCGUGCGCGGAGCGACGGGAAGAUGGUGCUGAUCAAGGAGUUCCGAGUGGUUUUACCUUGCUCAGUGCAAGAGUAUCAAGUCGGGCAACUUUAUUCUGUGGCAGAAGCUAGCAAAAAUGAAACAGGAGGAGGGGAAGGCAUUCAAGUCUUAAAAAACGAGCCUUAUGAAGAGGAUGGUGAGAAGGGACAAUAUACUCACAAGAUCUACCAUUUAAAGAGUAAAGUCCCUGGCUUUGUAAGGAUGAUUGCUCCAGAAGGCUCCCUGGUGUUCCAUGAGAAAGCCUGGAAUGCGUAUCCCUACUGUAGAACAAUUGUGACAAAUGAAUACAUGAAAGAUGACUUCUUCAUAAAAAUUGAGACCUGGCAUAAACCAGAUUUGGGGACAACAGAGAAUGUGCACAAUUUAGAUCCCAACACGUGGAGGAGUGUUGAAGUUGUCCAUAUUGAUAUUGCAGAUAGAACUCAAGUAGAACCAGGAGACUACAAAGCUGAUGAAGAUCCUGCAUUAUUCCAGUCAGUUAAGACGAAGAGAGGACCUCUGGGGCCAAAUUGGAAGAAAGAGCUAGCAACUGAUGAGGAGUGUCCCAAAAUGUGUGCUUACAAGUUGGUGACCAUCAAAUUCAAGUGGUGGGGACUGCAGAACAAAGUUGAAAACUUUAUACAAAAGCAAGAAAAAAGGAUAUUUACCAACUUCCAUCGCCAGCUGUUCUGUUGGAUUGACAGGUGGAUUGAACUGACUAUGGAGGACAUUAGGAGAAUGGAGGAUGAAACCCAGAGGGAGCUGGAAGCGCUGCGUAACCAAGGCCAAGUGAGAGGAACGAGCGCUGCCAAUGAUGAGUGACGACGGGCGAUGCCGGUGCCGGAUCUCGGAUGUGUGUGUGGGUGCAUGACCUGUAUAUAACUAUACACGCACAUGCAGACGGAAGGGGUGGUUACAGUGUCUCCGGGUGCUAUACCUGUCCUAGCAAAGAUUCCAAGGAAACUGCUUUCAUUAUGUAUACCCCAAGCAAAUAAAAAUCAACUGAGUAGUGUCAUUUAAA
Messenger RNA from Pseudopipra pipra, 1101 nucleotides. It is a transcript of the gene PITPNB, whose product is annotated as phosphatidylinositol transfer protein beta. Bases 84 to 902 code for a protein of 272 amino acids. The record is from RefSeq and is a predicted model, not a curated record. Gene Ontology annotation, biological process: phospholipid transport. Gene Ontology annotation, molecular function: phosphatidylinositol binding; phosphatidylcholine intramembrane carrier activity; phosphatidylcholine binding. The transcript has 11 exons. Gene Ontology annotation, cellular component: cytoplasm. Lineage: Eukaryota; Metazoa; Chordata; Aves; Passeriformes; Pipridae.